CAUUCGCCAAGAUUCAGCGUUAUUAUUAAAAUUAUUUUACGUCUAUUAAUUUUUAUCCGCACGGUGCGCGAUGUAAGAACGUUCCAAGACACCUCGGGGGAAAAAAAAACAAAGAGAAGAAACGCGCGGAGAGGCUAAGUCUCGUCAUAUGUUUGCGUUAGUGUAAGACUAAAGCAACAUGGCUUCUGUGUGCACGGUGCUGGUGCCGAUAGAUUGAUUUUGAAUCAGAUGCAUACAUUGUGUCGUCCGCUUUGAAAUAAUCCAGACGGGAUACACACGCACGCGAACGUGCCACCUUCGGAUACAAGUCAACCGUACUCUCUGCUGUCGUCCACAUACGAUUGUCAAUAACAUCGAGGGGGGACCCGGUCGACGGGUAAAGACCGUCGGUAUGGAGCAUAAAAUGGAGCAUAAAAUUCCAUCUGGUAUCCUCGACGAUCUCAGCAGUCGAUUCAUCAUCAAUGUGCCCGAGGAGGAGAGGAAGGAUCUGGUGCGAAUUUGCUUUCAAAUCGAAUUGGCUCAUUGGUUUUACCUCGACUUCUACUGCACGGAGGAGUAUCCUAAGCUGAGGUCGUGCGGCAUGAAGGAGUUCGCCACUCACAUAUUUCAGCAUAUACCAUUCUUGAAGCCGCACGUGCAGCACAUUGAUACCGUGCUAGAGCAAUGGCGAGAGUACAAGCAGAAUGUGCCGACGUUUGGGGCGAUUGUGCUGAACGAGGACAUGACCAGGGUGCUGCUGGUGCAGAGCUACUGGGCGAAGAACAGCUGGGGCUUUCCCAAGGGCAAGGUGAACGAGGAUGAGGAGCCGUUUCUCUGCGCCAUUCGCGAGGUGUUGGAGGAGACCGGUUUUGAUAUAUCCAAUUUGAUAGAUAAAACCGAAUACAUAGAAUCAGUGAUAAACGAUCAGACAGUGAGAUUGUACAUUAUUUCGGGUGUGCAAAAGGAUACGAAGUUUCAACCAAAAACACGGAAAGAAAUCAAGAACGUCGAGUGGUUCGCCGUGGCGGACUUGCCCAACACGAAAAAGGAUAUGACCCCUAAAAUGAAGAUCGGCGUUGGGCCAAACGCAUUUUUCAUGGUGGUACCGUUCGUCAAGCGAAUAAAGCGGUGGAUUCAAGAGAAACAGCAACGUGAGAAAAACGCCAUUGCGACUGUACGAAGACAACGGCAUAAAUCGUUGGGAGAUGUCGAGACGGUUUCGAAGAGCAGCAACAAACGGCAACAGCAGUCGCUUUUCCACCAUUUUUCUACUUGCCCGCCACAAAGCGAAGUUCCUGAUUUUAAGAUUGGCCGUCAAUCAAACACUUCUCCGGCCCGUAAUCGCCGUGGUGUAAAUGACAAUAAGAAAGACGCACCGAAAGCAGCAUUUAAACGGAAUUUAUUCGGAGACCAAGAGGAAGAUCAAUCACCUAUCAUUAAACAAUUAACCGACAGCCCUGCUCAACCGUACUCAUUUCUAAUUGAUCCUGCAAUUCAGUCAAUUAAAUAUAAUGAUUUUAAUUACAAAGCGCAACCAUUGGAAAAAGAAGUAAAAGGUACAUUAUGUUUGCUUACGAUCUAA
This is a messenger RNA of Wasmannia auropunctata (little fire ant), 1561 nucleotides long. It is a transcript of the gene DCP2, whose product is annotated as m7GpppN-mRNA hydrolase. Bases 392 to 1561 code for a protein of 389 amino acids. Gene Ontology annotation, biological process: nuclear-transcribed mRNA catabolic process, nonsense-mediated decay; deadenylation-dependent decapping of nuclear-transcribed mRNA. Gene Ontology annotation, molecular function: manganese ion binding; RNA binding; 5'-(N(7)-methylguanosine 5'-triphospho)-[mRNA] hydrolase activity. The record is from RefSeq and is a predicted model, not a curated record. The transcript has 6 exons. Lineage: Eukaryota; Metazoa; Arthropoda; Insecta; Hymenoptera; Formicidae. Gene Ontology annotation, cellular component: cytoplasm; P-body.